AUGAAUCCACAAGACCAGCCCUCCUUGACUCUGACCUGGGGUAUUCUCUCAACCGGUCGAAUCGCAGAAAAGUUCGCCCUCGAUCUUCUCCACCCACGCCCUUGCUCACCUAUCAACCACACCCUGACUGGCGUGGCAUCCUCCACCUCUCUCUCCACCGCUUGCGCUUUCCUGGACAAAAUUCAGGCGCCAAAACACGUUAUCCCGUAUGGCUCCUACUCCGCCCUUCUAUCGACCCCAUGUGAGGCGGUCUACGUCGCUACGCCACAUUCCCACCACUACCAGAAUGCCAUGAUGGCCCUCGAAGCCGGAAAGCAUGUUCUGAUCGAGAAGCCAAUUACCGUCAAUGCGGAACAAUGCAACGCCCUCGUGAACACAGCCGCGGCGAAGCGGUUGUUCGUGAUGGAGGGCUUGUGGACGCGAUUCCAACCCAUCGGCUAUGCAUUCCGCGAGGUCCUCGGCGAGGUUGGGAAGGUUAAUCGGGUGUGGGCCGACAAUGGGAUGGGGAUGGAGGUUGAACGUCAUUUCCCGACGGGGGAUCGACUGGUGACGUUGGACUUGGCUGGAGGGGGAUUGCUGGAUUUGGGGAUCUACUCCCUGAACUGGGUAUUGCAGGCGCUGGGCCCACGGAGAGACUAUGCACCGCGCUCGGUGGCCUCAGCAAUGACCAAGAACCGAAGCACCGGGGUCGACGAGACGACAACCAUUCUGCUACGAUUCUCGACCGAGAAAGACGACCAAGAGAUUCACGCCAUCGUCGCCUCGUCUCUUCGCUGUGCGACCGAUGCAGAUGGCAGUACACCCUGCGUCCGUGUGCAAGGCGACAAAGGGGAGAUCCAAGUCUUUGGCUGGCCAUGGCGACCGUUGAGACUACGGGUUGUGGCAAGAGAACAAGGAUUUGGUAGUACGGGCAUGGUGGGGAAAGAGAUUCUCAACCAUAUGCCAGACCAGGUCUAUGGUUUAGCAUAUGAAGCAGAUGAGGUGGCGAGAUGUGUACGGAGUGGGAGAUUGGAGAGUGAGAUCAUGAGCUGGAAAGAGAGCCUGGCCACCAUGAAGAUUAUGGACCAGGUCAGAAAGGAGAAUGGAUUGUGGUUUGGGGAAGAGCUGGAGAGUGUGCUGUACCCUUUGGCGCUGUAGCCAGCCUUGUAUUCUCCGGUGUUACAUCCUCCAGUCCUGUCAUCCAC
Molecule: messenger RNA, 1184 nt
Organism: Aspergillus uvarum CBS 121591
Lineage: Eukaryota; Fungi; Ascomycota; Eurotiomycetes; Eurotiales; Aspergillaceae
Product: Gfo/Idh/MocA family protein
Exons: 3
Coding region: 1-1137 (378 amino acids)
Molecular function (GO): nucleotide binding
Source: RefSeq, a predicted model, not a curated record